This is a messenger RNA of Halichondria panicea, 1394 nucleotides long. Its product is annotated as bone morphogenetic protein receptor type-1B-like. Bases 108 to 1205 code for a protein of 365 amino acids. The record is from RefSeq and is a predicted model, not a curated record. Gene Ontology annotation, molecular function: transmembrane receptor protein serine/threonine kinase activity; ATP binding. Gene Ontology annotation, cellular component: plasma membrane. The transcript has 5 exons. Gene Ontology annotation, biological process: protein phosphorylation; cell surface receptor protein serine/threonine kinase signaling pathway. Lineage: Eukaryota; Metazoa; Porifera; Demospongiae; Suberitida; Halichondriidae.
UGAUAUUGAUGGUUGUGGCUGUGAAGGAAUUUCCCUACUCAUUCCCCAACAAGCUAGCUAGCUAGCUUUGUGUGUUCGUUCUAGUUCUACUCGACCUUCAGCGCAGUAUGAGAGUGCUUAUUGUGACAGCCUUGCUCAUCGCUUUGAGCUCCGUCUCAGGUACGACGCUCGAGGUGGGUUUUCUACAAACCACGUACACGGUCAUGGAGGGGGAGGACGCUGUCAUAACGUUCGGCCUUCUCACCGACCCUACCCUUUUAACGGCAGAUGACUUUGCGGUCAUUGAUAUUGAAGUAGUCGCGGACACUGCCACUUCCUCUGUGGACUACGACAGCUCGGGUUCGGCUAGCGGGUUCUACUUUAUUGCUGUGGGCGGGGCCACCAGCUCGUUCACGAUACCCACCACCCUCGAUACUGAAAUCGAAGGCAGUGAGAGUUUUGUAGUCAGACUGGCUUUCAGUCAGGGCGUGGGAGAUGUAGCAGGAGAUUUUACAGUAAGGGAAUCAAACCGUCAAGCAACUGUGAUCAUUCAAGAGCCCAGCGGAAAUGAACAGCAACAACUGAUCUGCUUCUGUUAUGACAACUUUUCACUGUUACCGUGUGAACGCGAUGAUAACAAUACCUGUACGAUCAGUACUGGUCAAUGUGUGGCAGAGUUCACCAUAUUUAGGGAUGCAGUCACUGAUGAGUAUGCAGUCAGUGAGCAGUAUGGUUGCUUUGAUUUGGAACAAUUGAGAGUAAUUGAUGUUUGCAGUGGAUUAUUCAAUAAUGAUAAUAAAUUAUUUCUGUGCUGUGAUGAUGAAAACCAAUGCAAUCGACAGUUCAUUGGACGGAACCCCUUCACCACACCACCUCCAGUAACCACAGAAAGUGGCACAGAGGGCAGUAGUAUGGUGGUCCAAAUCGCAGUCCCCAUCUCAGUUGUCGUUCUACUAAUGGUUGUCAUAGUAACUAUUGUAAUUGCCGUAAUAAUCAUCCGUUGCCGUAAGAAACGUAUGGAACAAGCUCAUAGAGGAGACGGUGUCGACAACAAAGUAUUAUGUGACCUGAAAGUUGCAUUCCCAUUGGACGAAUACACUGACCCCUUCGGUAGCGGGUUCAGUAUGUCACAUCUAAAACUUGGAGAAUCGAUUGGCACCGAACGAUGCGGACAAGUGUUGCUAGGCGACUAUCAAGGGGAAAAAGUAGUCGUAAAAAAAUUCUAAUAUUAAUCUUUUUGCUUGUACCGAUAUUAUAGUAGUCUCUCUCUUUGUGUGUACCAUGCAUUACAGUAUAAUUAGAGGUAGGUAGCUUACCCGUACACAUUUUUUUCUUUAUUCCUCCAAUUACUACUGUCAUUGAACGAUUAAUACAGUAUUUUAUCUAUUGUGAUAAAAAAGAAAAAGGAGACCCUG